Molecule: messenger RNA, 8612 nt
Organism: Conger conger (European conger)
Lineage: Eukaryota; Metazoa; Chordata; Actinopteri; Anguilliformes; Congridae
Product: unconventional myosin-X-like
Exons: 41
Coding region: 368-6709 (2113 amino acids)
Biological process (GO): signal transduction
Cellular component (GO): cytoskeleton; myosin complex
Molecular function (GO): protein binding; ATP binding; cytoskeletal motor activity
Source: RefSeq, a predicted model, not a curated record
CGUGGCCAGCUGCCGGAAAACACUGGAGUACCAGGAGCUUGGGCGACGCUUAAGUGUAAAAGUGAAACGCACUUUAACAGUGCAGUGAAUGAGAAAGAGGUCGUAAGAUCGGUCUUUCGGCAGGACAGCAACACUCCUGUGUUCGCCUGCCGUGCUCGCCGAGCCGAGGACGGGAUCCCUGCUUUGUUUCAGCUGCUCCGCCUGAGAGGGCAUGUAGUGGACUCUGUCUCCUCCUCUUUUUACGCUCGUGAAUGGAAAGCAUCUCCAACCCGGACCGUUACCUCUCCGUUCCACGCGCAGGACCUGCUUUUGUGGUCUAGUUGGUGAUCACCGGACCGACAGCCUUUCAGAAGCUGACUCGGGAGAAAUGGACACCUUCUUCGCUGAGGGGGCGCGGGUCUGGGUGCAGGAGCGGGGGCAGCUCCACCCCUCCACAGUCUCUACCUGUGCGGACGGGUCUCUGGUCUUCACCUCCGACUACGGGCAGGUGCUCAGCCUGCAGGGGGCAGUGAGCCGGGAGCGGGUGCAGCCGAUGCACAGCAGCAGUGUGAACGGGGUGGAGGACAUGUCCUCUCUGUCCGAGCUCCAUGAAGCCGCCAUCAUGCUCAACCUGCACCAGCGCUACCAGAGGGACUGCAUCUACACGAACAUCGGCUCCAUCCUGGCGGCGCUGAACCCCUAUAAGCGCAUCGCGGGUCUGUACGACGCGGCCGCCGUGGAGCUGUACAGCCGGCACCGCCUGGGGGAGCUGCCCCCCCACAUCUUCGCCAUCGCCAACGAGUGCUACCGCUGCCUGUGGAAACGGCACGACAGCCAGUGCGUGCUCAUCAGUGGAGAGAGCGGAGCUGGGAAGACGGAGAGCACCAAGCUGCUGCUCCAGUUCCUGUCCGUCAUGAGCCAGAACUCUGCUGGGACUCCGCCCACCGAGCGGACCACGCACGUGGAGAAAGCCAUCGUACAGAGCAGUCCUAUCAUGGAGGCAUUUGGGAAUGCCAAAACAGUUUAUAACAACAACUCCAGCCGCUUCGGGAAGUUUAUCCUGCUGCACUUUUCCCAGAGCGGGAACAUCCAGGGAGGCUGUGUGGUGGACUAUCUGCUUGAAAAGAACCGCGUGGUGCGGCAGAACCCUGGGGAGAGGAACUAUCACAUCUUCUACGCUCUGCUGGCUGGAGCAGACCAUGAUCACAGAGAGCUGUACUUCCUGUCUGAGCCCGAGUCGUACCACUACCUCACCCAGUCAGGCUGCGUGCGCGACAAGAGCCUCGACGACAAGCAGCUGUUCGACAGCGUCAUGGAGGCUCUGACGGUGAUGGAGUUCAGGGAGGAGGAGAUCCGCGACGUGUUCAAGCUGCUGUCUGCGGUGCUGCAGAUGGGCAACAUCGAGUUCAUGACCGCCGGCGGCGCCCAGAUCACCACCAAGGGAGUGGUCAGUGUAGUCAGUGAGCUGUUGGGGUUGGACUGGUUCCAGCUGUCAGAGGUUCUGACCCAGCGCUCCCUCAUCUUACGCGGAGAGGAGAUCUGCUCCCCCCUCACCGUAGAGCAGGCAGUGGACUCUCGGGACUCGGUCGCCAUGGCGCUGUACGCCCAGUGCUUCUCCUGGAUCAUCAUGCGGAUCAACCAGAAGAUCAAGGGGAAGGACAACUUCAAGUCCAUCGGCAUCCUGGACAUCUUCGGCUUCGAGAACUUUGAGGUGAACCGAUUUGAGCAGUUCAACAUCAACUACGCCAACGAGAAGCUACAGGAGUAUUUCAACAAGCACAUCUUCUCCCUGGAACAGCUUGAGUACAAUAGAGAGGGGAUUAGCUGGGAGGCCAUUGAUUGGAUGGAUAACGCGGAGUGUCUGGACCUCAUAGAGAAGAAACUGGGUAUGCUGGCGCUCAUAAAUGAGGAGAGCCGCUUCCCCAAAGGCACCGACUCCACCCUCCUGGAGAAACUGCACAGCCGCCAUGCUACGAACCCGUACUACGUGAAGCCUCGGGUGGCUGAUCACCAGUUUGGCAUCAGGCACUACGCUGGAGAGGUUCUGUAUGAUGUGAGAGGUAUCCUGGAGAAGAACAGAGACACUUUCAGAGACGACAUCCUCAACAUGCUGAAAGACAGCAGGCAGGACUUUAUCUAUGACCUGUUUGAGCGCGUGGGCAGCAGGAGCAGUGAGGAGACUCUGAAGAUGGGCACCGCCCGCCGCAAGCCCACCGUCAGCUCGCAGUUCCGGGACUCUCUGCACUCCCUCAUGGCCUCCCUGAGCGCCUCCAACCCUUUCUUCAUCCGCUGCAUCAAGCCCAACAUGGAGAAGACUCCGAACCGGUUGGACCCGGACGUGGUGCUGAACCAGCUGCGCUACUCCGGGAUGCUGGAGACGGUGAAGAUCCGACGCGCGGGCUUCCCGGUUCGGAGAACGUUCCAGGACUUCUUCAGCAGGUAUAAGAUGUUCCUGAGGGUCAGAAACGCCGCGGGCGAUGAGAGGGGGAAAUGCUCAGAGCUGCUCUCGCAGUAUGACUCCACCAAGACAGAGUGGCAACUGGGAAAAUCAAAGGUGUUCCUGAAGGAGGCGCUGGAGCAGAGGCUGGAGAAGGAGAGAGAGGAGGUGCGGCGGAAGGCUGGCAUGGUGAUCCGAGCGCACAUACUGAGCUAUGUGGCAAGGAAGCACUACAAGCGGGUCCUGGCGAGCACCGUGACCAUCCAGAAGAACUACCGCGCCUACUUCUGGAGGAAGGCCUUCCUGCGGCUGCGCUUCGCUGUCCUGGUGCUACAGAAGCACCGGCGUGGACAGCUGGCCCGCAGCCUGUACCGCCACCUACGCCAGGAGCGCCGCAGGAGGGAGGAGGAGGAGGAGGAGCGGAGGAGAGCGGAGGAGGAGGAGGAGGAGCGGCUGCGGCUGCAGGAGCGGGAGGAGCUGAGGAAGAGGGAGGAGGAAGAGGCGGAGCUCCUCAGGGUCCGACAGGAAGAGGCGGAGCUCCUCAGGGUCCGACGGGAAGAGGCGGAGCUGAAGCGGAGGCUGGAGGCGGAGGAGCUGAAGGCCAGGCAGGAAGUGGAGGCGCAGAGACCGGAAGAGGGGAGAGAGAGCGGGAACACCGUAGGGACAGAUCUACCCGCUCCUCAGGCGGCGGUGUGUGUGGCCUGCGGUCCGGGCCCCUGCGGUCCGGGCCCCUGCGGUCUGGGCCCCUGCGGCUCCGUGGAGGAGGCGCGGCAGAUGGAGGAGAUCCUGCGCCUGGAGCGGGAGAUCGAGCGGCUGCAGCAGCAGCGGGAGGAGGGGGUGUCGCUCCUGUGCGGCUCCUCGCGCUCCGAGCUCCAGCAGCGGCGCUCCGAGGAGAUCCUGCGCCUGGAGCGCGAGGCGUCGCGCAUGGCCGAGGCCUUCGUGGAGCUGCUGGACUUCGGCGGGCUGGAGCAGGACAACCCACAGGACCCGUCCGACACCUCCGCUCCGCUGGCCGAGGAGGAGGAGGAGGAGGAGGAUGAGGGCUUCCACGCCGAGGAGGAGGCCGCCCUGCCCCUGCCCGACUUCCCCCCCCCCGCGCCCCCCCUCCUCCAGGACAUCUUCGCCGACCUGCCUCCUCCUCCCCCGCCCGUCUCCGCGGAUGGGGUGUGCACCUCUUCGCCCAAACGCCCCCCGGUGGCCUCUUCCCCUGCCCCGCCCCCGCUGCUGCCCCCGCUCCUCCCCCCGCCCCCCCCGGCGCUCGGGGGUGCAGUCGGUGUUCCGGGCGUUCCCGACGUUCCGGACCGGAACGCUGACAGCUUGGCGGACUCGGAGGAGCCGAUUUACAGCAUGCCGCUGGACGUGGAGUCGGACUACGACCAGGACGAGCUGGAGGAGGCGCUGGGCAGCUCCGGAGAUGGCCACGUGACCGAUGGGAACGCCCUGCGCAAGUCCACCUGCACCUACAACAGCCUGGACUCCUACCGCGGCAGCUCCGACUCCUUCAUUGACAGUGACGAUGAGAACGACGGCUACGUGGACACGGAUGAGGAGGUGUCCAACGGCCGGGUGACCCUCCUCAACGGCACCGGCCCUCCGUACUUCCACAGCUACCUCUACAUGAAGGGUGGGCUGAUGAACCCGUGGCGCCGGCGCUGGUGUGUGCUGAAGGACGAGACGUUCAUGUGGUUCCGGGCGAAGCAGGACUCGGUGAAGUGCGGCUGGCUGUACAAGAAGGGCGGCGGCAUGUCCACGCUCUCCCGCCGCAACUGGAAGAUGCGCUGGUUCGUGCUGCGCGAGGCCAAGCUCAUGUACUUCGAGAACGACAGCGAGGAGAAGCUGAAGGGAACCAUCGACGUCCGCUCCGCCAGGGAGAUAGUGGACAACCAUGAGAAGGAGAACGCUCUGAACAUCGUGACGGAGGAGAGGACGUACCAGGUGUUUGCCGAGUCCCCAGAGGACGCCAGCGGCUGGUUCAGUGUACUGAGUCGGGUCCAUAGUGCCACCCCAGAGCAGCUGCUGGAGAUGCAGCACGAACAGGCCAACCCCAAAAACGCUGUGGGAACACUGGACGUUGGGCUGAUCGACUCAGUCUGCGCCUCGGAUAAUCCUGACAGGCCCAACUCCUUCGUGAUCAUCACGGCCAAUCGGGUGAUCCACUGCAACACGGACCUGCCCGAGGAGAUGCACCACUGGAUCAGCCUCCUGCAGAAGCCCCGGGGCGAGGCCCGGGUGGACGGCCAGGAGUUCCUGGUCAGAGGCUGGCUGCACAAGGAGAUGACCGGCGGGGGGAAGGGUGCCUCCCUGAAACUGAAGAAGCGCUGGUUUGUCCUGAACAAUAACUCCCUGGACUACUACAAGUCCUCCGAGCGCACCGCCUCCAAGCUGGGCACCCUGGUGCUGAACAGCCUCUGCUCCCUGGUCCAGCCCGACGAGAAGGUCUUCAAAGAGACGGGUUACUGGAACAUCAUCGUUCACGGGCGGAAGCACUCGUACCGCCUCUACACCAAGAUGCUGAACGAGGCCAUGAGGUGGGCGUCCGCCAUACAGGGCGUCAUCGACAACAAGGUUCCCAUAGAAACGCCCACCCAGCAGCUGAUCCGGGACAUUAAGGAGAACAGCCUGAACCCGGAGGCCGUGGAGCAGACCUACCGCAGGAACCCCAUCCUCAGAUACACCCAGCACCCCCUGCACUCCCCGCUCCUGCCCCUGCCCUACGGGGAGGUCACCGUCAGCCUCCAUAAGGAGAAGGGCUAUGCCAGUCUUCAGGACGAGGCGGUGCGGAUGUUUAACUCCCUGCAGGAGAUGGAGACGGUGUCGGACCCGGUGCCCAUCAUCCAGGGCAUUCUGCAGACGUGUCAGGACCUGCGGGCGCUGCGGGACGAGGUCUACUGCCAGCUCAUCAAACAGACCAAUCACGUGCCCCAGCCCAGCAGCCCGGCCAAUGGCGCGCACUGGCACCUCCUGGCCUGCAUGAGCUGCACCUUCCUGCCCAGCCGGGGCAUCCUGCGCUACCUCCGCUUCCACCUGAAGAGGAUCAGGGAGCAGUUUUCGGGGACAGAGAUAGAGAAGUUUGCCCUCUUCAUCACCGAGUCGCUGAAGAAGACCAAGUCCCGGGAGUACGUCCCCUCUCAGGAGGAGAUCGCCGCCCUGCUGGCCCGGCAGGAGAUGACCACCACCGUGUACUGCCACGGAGGAGGGUCCUGCAAGAUCUCCAUCAACUCCCACACCACUGCUGGAGAGGUGGUAGAGAAGCUGAUCCGGGGCCUGGCGAUGGAGGACAGCAGGAACAUGUUCGCCCUGUUUGAGCACCGCGGCUCCACCGCCCGGGCCGUGGAGAGCCGCGUCAUCGUGGCCGACGUCCUGGCCAAGUUCGAGAGGCUGGCGGGCAGCGAGGAUGAGGAGGAGGAAGGACAGUGGCGGUUGUAUUUCAAACUCUACUGCUUCCUGGACGUGGAGAGUGUUCCGAAGGAAGGGGUGGAGUUCGCCUUCAUGUUCGAGCAGGCCCACGAGAGCCUGAUCAGCGGGCACUUCCCGGCGCCGGAGGAGACCCUGCAGCACCUGGCGGCGCUGCGGCUGCAGUACCUGCAGGGGGACGCCGUGCGCGGGAGCUGGAGCCUGGAGCAGCUGUACCCGCUGGGCCGGCUGCGCGCCCGCAUCCUGCAGUCCACCAAGGCGGGCGGGGCGGUGGGCGCGGCCGGGGCGGGGCCGGGGGCGGGGGCGGGGCCGGCCGGCGGCCACGCCCUGGAGCGCCGCAGGACCAGCUUCCUGGACGGCACGCUGCGGCGCAGCUUCCGGACCGGCUCGCUGCGGAAGCAGCGCGUGGAGGAGGAGCAGAUGCUGGAGAUGUGGGUGAGGGAGGAGACGUCGGCCACGCGCGCCAGCGUGCUGGAGAAGUGGGGCCGUCUGCAGGGCCUGCCGCAGCUCCAGGCCAUGCUCAAGUACAUGUGCGUCGUCAAGGAGUGGCCCGGCUACGGCUCCACCCUCUUCGACGCGGAGUGUAAGGAAGGCGGUUUUCCCCAUGACCUGUGGCUGGGCGUGAGUGCGGAGAGCGUGUCCGUGUACAAGCGAGGAGAGCCCCGGCCCCUGGAGACCUUCCCCUACGAACACAUCGUCUUCUUUGGAGCUCCGCAGGCCAGGACCUUCAAGAUCACCGUGGACGAGAGAGAGCUGUUCUUUGAAACACCACAGGUUGGCGAGAUCACCAAGAUCAUGAAGGCCUACAUCAACAUGAUCGUGAAGAAGAGAUGCAGCGUGAGAUCGGAGUCCAGCUGUGGCAGCUCCUGGAUCAGAUGAUGGCCACGGGCCAAUCAGGACGCAGUUCCCUCCGAGCAGGAGGGCGGGGCCCGUCAGGACAGGAAGGAGUUCUGCUCAGGAGAGCAGCUGGUUGGACAAAGUUAAGGUGUCAAUCAGAUCACAUCACAGUUUAGCUGAAUCCAUAUCUGAUUAGAGGGCAUUGGCUUAUCUGUAAUCCUUUAUGUAACCAGGAGAGGUGCAUUGAGAAUGUGUUCUCGCUCAAGGAUGCCCUGGAAGAAAUGCCAGAGAGAACAGUCGCAGGUUGGACGAGAGAGAGGGAGAGAGGGAGAACAGGGGUAAAGCCCCUGGAGCAGUUUUUUGGGGUGAGGGCCCAACGGCAGGGUUCUUUUUUGUUUAGGGCCCCGACUUCAUCUCUCCAGAUUCAGGUCAGCAUCUCUAUAUGCCGACCGGGGCCUCAAACCAGUGAUUCCAUAGCUGCCACUCGAACACCAGAACACUCAGCUACCCUGCCACCAGUCCUGUUGGUGGAAAUUACUGAUGGAUGUCAAACUUCAGCCAGAGAACACUUCAGCUGUGUCUCUCAGCAACUACAACCAGACAACAACUCCCGAGUUUAACACCGUAACUCCUGCAUCACAGCCUCCCUCAACCGGAUUCUCCCACAACCUCGACUAAAUUCACAUUUUACUGCCAGUUUGUAAUCCAGAUUGAACACCCCCCACCGGUUCUCAUGUGGUCGGUCAUACUCCAGGCCCUUUGUUUCGGUAUGCACGGUGACGCGUCAGAAUGACUACUGAGAGGUUUUCACGCCCAAUCUCUCCCAAUUCACCUGAACUGCCAAACCCAUAACAAAAUGGCUGCCUGAUUUAACUUGUUAUGCUAACGCGAUACCAAAAGCCCCUCUCCCCAGGCGAUCCUUGAUGUUAUCAUGUGUUUAUAGUGACAUGGGUGUGUCCCACAUGCAGGGGCGCCGUCUGAAUUCAGGUUCUAAACGUCAAGCUCUCACAUCAACUGUCUCAGCUUCUGAUGGACUUGUUUGUGUUUUUUUACGUAAUUUACACGUCUGUCGUUAUGAUAAUCCAAAUAUAAUUUAAUAAUCCUUUUUUUUCUACAGCAUACACAAUAUUCAAUACAACGCCAAUCCUACUUUUAUAUUCUGCAUAUUUAGCCUGUAUAGAUGAACAAGCUAUUUUAUUCAGUGUACUAUUCCAAUAGUAUUUCAAAGACACAGAAUGCAAGAAUUGAAAAGGUCAAAAAAGAAAAUGAAACUGACAACGGUCAGUUUGUAUGUCUGUCCCAAGAAGACUCAUUCAGGUUUAGGUCCUCUGGGUGUGGCGGGAGAUAUAGACCGUUUCCAUCCCUGAGUCUUGAUGCCUUAAACAGUCUCGCUGCGUCUGACCCCGCCGUGGCAGUCCUCUGUAUCCCUGACUCACUGGAGUACAGCCCAGUGCUAACAUGCUAGCGUACAGACUGUUCUAUGGCCCAGUGCUAACAUACAGACCGUUCUAUGGCCCAGUGCUAACAUACAGACCGUUCUGUGGCCCAGUGCUAAUGUGCUAACAUACAGACGGUUCACUGGAGUACGGCCCAGUGCUAACGUACAGACAGUUCUCCCCACAAAUGGAUGGACCUUUAAACCAACACACUUCUGUUACCACGCGUCAGUAACAGAUAUGGACAUUUAACGCUCUUGUUCCACAGUGACCAGGCCUCUGGGCUGCUGUAGGGCCUGGUCUCCUGUGCGUGUGCGGAGUUAAGAAGGCAAAAAAAGAAGAUAAGAGCUCCUUUAUCUGAAGAGUACUGUGUAAUUUGCUAUAAAAUAUGCAACAUUUUAUGAGUGUAAUGCAGGUUUUGUGACCGUGUGUGUGGAGGGUGGGGAUGGAGGUGAAAGUGUGUAGCUCAGUACGUUUUCAAUGAGUUUGAAAAGAAAGAGUGUUUCUGC